Trichomycterus rosablanca is the source of this 4509-nucleotide messenger RNA. RefSeq names its product poly(ADP-ribose) polymerase family member 10 (gene parp10). Gene Ontology annotation, biological process: protein poly-ADP-ribosylation; negative regulation of gene expression. The transcript is spliced from 13 exons. The record is from RefSeq and is a predicted model, not a curated record. Lineage: Eukaryota; Metazoa; Chordata; Actinopteri; Siluriformes; Trichomycteridae. Gene Ontology annotation, molecular function: transcription corepressor activity; NAD+-protein mono-ADP-ribosyltransferase activity; NAD+ poly-ADP-ribosyltransferase activity. Bases 168 to 3701 code for a protein of 1177 amino acids. Gene Ontology annotation, cellular component: cytoplasm; nucleus.
CCGAGCUGUCCCCUAAAUGCGUGAGACGUCUAAGCCUGUAGUUCUAGAAGAUUCGGUGUCGGUACACGUUUUAGUUCCUGUAGUUUGAUCAGUUGUAGUUCCUGUUGUGCUGGUUGAAGUGAAUCAGGAAGUGUUUUUAUUUCUGGUGAUGAUCUGAACAUUUCAGGAUGGGCGAUGAAAACCUGGACGAGAGGACUGUGGAGGUUCUCCAGAUUCCUGAUAAAGUAGACGAUGACUUGCUGUGGCUCUACUUUGAGGGCAGAAGGUCUGGAGGAGGAGAGAUUAGUUCUCUGGAUAGAAACAAGGACAAAGCCAUAAUCGUGUUUGAAAGAGCUGAAGAUGCAGCAAACGUCCUGUCCAAAGACUCCCACACUCUCUGUGAGACGAAACUGCUCGUACGCAAGAAACCCCCGAAGGAUAAGAAGAAGUUCCUGCUGCGAGGUCUUUCCUCCACCACCAGCCAGGAGAUCCUGGAGCUGUUUGUGGAGAACCUGACUGGAGUCGACGCGGGCACGUUCACCAUCCACCAGUCUGUGGAGAAAGACCUGGUCCUAGUAGACCUCCAAGAACCUCUGGCUGAGGGUUUUCAGAAGGUACGUGAGAAGGUUACUAAGAAGACGCUGGAUGGAGUGAGUCUCUCUCUAGAAGAGGUGGAGUACACAGACUCCAUUCUGGUGGAGAACCUGCCCCCUUCUGUUUCAGAGGAUCUGCUGAUUCUGUAUUUCGAGAGCCCUCGGAUUGGGGGCGGAGAGGUCACGGCGGUCAGCAUGAGCGCAAAUGGAACCGCCAAGGUGUCGUUCAAAGAUUCAGAGUUGGUGAACGCCGUGGUUCAGAAGCCUCACAAACUAGAGGACACUGACCUGAUCGUGAAACCGUAUUACUCGUUUCUGAGUGUGGAGGAAAACACACCUUCUGCAGCUUCGGAUCAGAUGGUAGAAGAUGAACACCAAGCUGCUGCCUCCACGUCUUCUACAGCUGAGGAGAACACAUCACAGGACGUCUCGAUGGCUGACGUCUCCACAACCUCACCCCGUUCUGCCAUCCCGCCGUUUACUACUCCAGCACCCCCCGGUAAAGGAAGCUCACCCGAGACCAGCAUGGAGUACGUCUCGCAGGGGGUCUCACCCGACCCGGUAACUCCUGUCUGCCACAACUUAUCUGUUCCCGACCCCGCCAAGCUGAAGCUACUUGCUUCCAGCGACCUGCUCGGUGAUCUCAGGAAUGCUUACCCUAAUUUCGAGAUCGCCCCCACGCAGGACGGCGUGGACAUCAAAGGUCCGGGACGCGACCAGGCCGAGAAGAUAAAAAACAAGCUGCUGGAGUUCGUCAGCGGUUCGACUCAGGCUCACGUUCCCAUCAGCGAGCUGAAAUCGCAGUUCCUCCAGCGUGAGAAGGUCAAACAGAGGCUCGCGUCGGUGCUGAAGGAUAACGGGGUGACCUGCACCUACACGGUGUCGGGCGGUACCCUGGUCAUGACCUCGACCUCAGUGCAGGCGCUCAACAAGGCCUGCGAGGUCAUCACGGGUCAGCUGGUCGAGACGGUCCUGCCGGUGGAGUCCAGACACGAGUGCAUGAUCUACACGCAGGAGUGGAGACACUUCCUCACCACGCAGGACUGCUGCGCCCAGGUGUCCGGCGACGCCAAAUGCAUCGUCCUCGUCGCCCUGAAAGACGAGGAGAAGGAGAUCAGGUCCAGGAUGGAUCAGUUCCUCAGCACGCCCAUUCAGAUCGAGAGGGUUCUGAGUAUGGAACCAGCCAUGCUCGAGUACAUCCAGCUGCACCACCAACAGCUGCUCAUGGACAUGGGCGAGGUCGUCAUUUUCCCCCUCGAUACUGGAGACGGACUGAGUAUCCAGGGCGACGCCAUGAUGUGCCACAACGUGUGGGAGCUUCUAUCCGGCAUCAUUUCAGGCACCCUGACCAAGAACCUCACGGUGAAGCAGCCGGGCAUCGCUCGCUUCCUGCUGCAGGACGAGGGUGCCAGCAUCUUAGGGGAGAUGACCGUCAAGUUCCAGGUUUACAUCAGUCUGGAGAAGGUGCACUGGGAACCCCUGAAGGAACAGGACGUAUUGGAGCUGGCGUGGAAGAUGACCUCGAGUCAGAACUUCAGGAGAACCGCAUCUGUAGAACGUUUAAUAGAUUUAAAAGACAACAGCCACAAUGAAGGUGCUGAUCUACUGACCUCAGCUCGUUUACAAGAAGCCAGGAGGAUUUUGGCGAAUGUUGGGAGCGAUCGCUCUUCUGAACCCUCCAGUUUGAGAGCUACAGGGAUGGAGGAGGACGUGGAUCUGUACUCCGGAGCAGAUCAGGAGAUGGAGGAUCCAACCGACGAAUCGAUCCCUCAGACUGAAAACAGCAGCACUCUGGAUGAAGACGCGGGACUCUUACUGGCCAUCCAGCUGUCCAUGGAGGAGAGUCGCAAUUCAGUCAGGUUUGCAGAUGACGAUCUACAGAAGGUGCUCGAGCUCUCCAGAAACGCGGCGGCGGCGGUGGACGAGAGCAGCAUGCUGUUCCAAGCCAUCUCCGACUCCCUGCAGGACUCCGUCCGCUCGGCUAACGUGGGCGAGAUCAAGGUGUUCGCCAGCUACCCGCACGACCUGGUCCGGGUGGACAUCGCGCUGGGCAAGAAGGUCGGCCAGAGACAGUGCGAGGAGAAGCUGGAGCACACGUGCUUCCGAAAGCUCUCGUCCAUCCACAGGCGCUGCUUGGACCUCAUCAGGAGGAAACAUGCCGUGGACAUUCAGAUCCAGGGAACCAGUGCCGUCGUCUCGGGGUUUAGGGACUACGUCUCCGAAGCCCUGCCCGACCUGCACGAGCUGAUGAAGAAAGCGGCCGACGCCGUGACAGACGCCGAGAUCCUGAGGACCGUGCAGUGGGUGAGGCACCAACAGGGCGGAGGGGCGGUGCCGUACUCGCCCGAAGCCAUUGUGUACAUGGAGAACGCCUGGAGGGCGAAGCAGAAGAAGAUCGACAUUCUGUUCGACGGUCAGCCCUACACCAUCGACUUUGAGAGGAUGCAGGAGUACAGCGUGUCGUCCGGAUGUUCGGAGCAGGUCUCGCGGAGGAUGGUCAGCUCUCUCGACCUGUACACGGAAUUCCAAGAGGAUUACAGUUUGAUUUCGGACGUACCAGACGCAGCCAGACUUGAAGAAAAUUCAGCGGAAUAUAACCAAGUUGUUGAAGAAUUCAAACAAAGCAUUCGGGGCAAUAAGUUCAAAAUCAUCCAGGUGGAGAAGCUGAUGAACCGCCUGCUGUACAGUCAGUACAGGUUAAAGAAAGUGGACUUGGAGCAGAGGUCCAUGAUGACGCAGGUGGAGCGGACGCUCUACCACGGUACCAGCGAGAGCAGCGUCAAGGAGAUCUGCAUCCACGGCUUCAACCGGAGCUUCUGCGGAAAAAACGCUACUGUGUAUGGACAGGGAGUGUACUUCGCCGUUCAGUCUUCUCUCUCCUUCUCGGACACCUACUCGCCCCCCAACGCCGACGGACACAAGUUCAUAUUCGUAGCCAAAGUCUUGACGGGGGAGUACACCGUGGGGACGAACAACAUGAGAGCCGCACCCCUUAAGGAGAGUUCCGGGAUACCAGACAGAUACCACAGCGUGGCGGACAGGAUGGACGAUCCCUCCCUGUUCGUCAUCUUUAACGACACGCAGGCUUAUCCGCAGUACCUCAUCACCUGCCAGAAGAUCGGAGCCUGACGUCAAACGCAAACACACAUCGGUUUAAACCGGCGAAAAUAAGUUCAGUGUUAAUUAAUUAGUUUAUUCUGUUCAGAUCUGAUCGUGCUGGUUUAAAACUGUCCGGAUUGUUCUGCUCAUGAUUCAUCUGCAUCUAAACUUUCAAAAAAUAGUAAUAAUAAAUUACUGACAUGAAACCUUGACACUAGUUCGUAUAAGAAAUACAGACACAUUCUGUAUGAAUUACAGACUUGCACGUCCUCCUGAUUCCUCAUGACUGAUUAUGACUGUUUACAGCUGCUGACUUCUGUGUGCCCAUAUAAACAGGUCUAGUUUGACAGCACCCAUUACAAACUACAUGGCACAGUGGUUGCAAUCAGUCUUACAAACACACAAUAAACAAGCAUAAACAAAUCUGGCAUGAAUUAGAAUACCUGGAACACUGGUGACUUUGUCAAGCAAGCUUUAUAUCACCGGGGGCUUAGAGGCUCCGGGUUUGAUUGUUCAUGUGAUUAGGAACAAGCAUAAAGGUGAUUUUAUUUCAGCUGUGUGUGUUUAAUGCUCUGUGCUCCAUAUGAAACUUUAUAAAAGCACCACCUGCAGGAUAAACAUUACUAAAUAUUUAUUUGUUGUCAGUAGAUGCAGUAGAUUUAACAUAGAAAACACCCUUUUUGUUUUGCUUUAUAUUUCCCAUUGGACGAUGUUUGGUUACUCCUCUAAUUGUAUUCAUCCAUCAUGUUGCUGGCCGUCCUCUUCCUCAUUUACCUUCAACUUGUUGAAGCAUAAUUAUCUUUCCCAAUAAACCAUUUCUUCUAUAAUGUGAACAGAA